Messenger RNA from Nipponia nippon (crested ibis), 961 nucleotides. NCBI's taxonomy places the organism in Eukaryota, Metazoa, Chordata, Aves, Pelecaniformes, Threskiornithidae. The record is from RefSeq and is a predicted model, not a curated record.
GAUCGCUGUGCACUGAGGCCGGCACAAAGACAUGAGUGGCAGCACGAGCCAGCGUGCCGCCGCCCUGGGGGUCCUCUUUGCCCUGAUCAUGUUGCUGAUCAUCUACAGCUCCGGCAGCGGGAGCGAGGUCUUCCCCUACAGCCGCCUGCGGGGCAGAGCCCGCCGGCCCCCCGACCUCAAGAAGUGGGGGGUGAAAAGCGGGUACCUGCCCGUCUGCGGGAACAAGACCCUGACUGCCCGCUGCCACCAGUGUGUCAUCGUCACCAGCUCCAGCCACCUCCUGGGCACCCGCCUGGGCACGGCCAUCGACGGGGCUGAGUGCACUAUCCGCAUGAACGACGCUCCCACCACCGGCUACGAGGUUGACGUGGGCAACAAGACCAGCUUCCGCGUGGUGGCCCACUCCAGCCUCUACCGCGUCCUCAAGCGGCCCCAGGAGUUCGUUAACAAGACCCCGGAGACCAUCUUCAUCUUCUGGGGGCCACCCGCCAAGAUGCAGAAGAGCCUCCUGAAAAUCAUCCAACGCGUCAGCGCCUCCUUCCCCAACAUGACGGCCUACGUUGUCUCCCCCGGCCGCAUGAAGCAGUUUGAUGACCUGUUUCGGGGGGAGACAGGGAAAGACAGGUACCUCGGAGCCUCCUGCACCGUGUCCCCCCCUUUUUCCGCGUCCCUGGGGCAGAGCUUGGGGCUGCUCCAUGGGCUGCACUGGGCUGGAGGUCCCUGGGGCAGGUUGGGGACCCUGGGGGGGUCCGUCAUCCACGUCACCUUGUCCCCAUCCCCCCCCCCCCCCUUCCUUCCCUACCACUACUAUGAGCCAAAGGGCCCCGACGAGUGCACGACCUACAUCCACAACGAGCGGAGCCGCAAGGGCAACCACCAUCGCUUCAUCACCGAGAAGCGGGUCUUCGCCAGCUGGGCCGGCCUCUACAACAUCACCUUCUCCCACCCCGCCUGGCCCUAG